Messenger RNA from Arabis nemorensis, 699 nucleotides. The record is from the annotation of a GenBank genome assembly. Lineage: Eukaryota; Viridiplantae; Streptophyta; Magnoliopsida; Brassicales; Brassicaceae.
AUGCAAACGAUUCGUGGAAGUACAAGGUUGCUUCAGAGGCACCAUUUCUCAAUCUCCAACACUCUUCGUUUCACUUCGUCUUCUUCUUCUGCAACCUGGUCUGGUAAUGAAUCGAGGAAGCUAGGGUUAGAUUCCUUCCGUUCUACCAGAGGUUUUGAUUCAGCUGCGAAGUAUCUCAUUAGCUCCUUGACAAAGGCGGGUUCUUCCUCUGCGGUAGUACCUAAACAAAACUUUACGUAUUCAUCGAGGUGCUUUUCCACCAUUGGAGAUUCUGUUCAAUCUACUCUUCAAGCAUCCCCUGAGUCAGCUUCUGAUGUGCCUCAGAGAAUCAAGUUCAAGCGGCUUGAUAAAACCGCCAAGCAUAUAAUGCAGAUUAUAGACAAGGAGGCAGUUGAGGAAGUGAGAACUCAUAGAGAGAUACCGGAUAUAAGGCCCGGUUACAUUGUGCAACUAAAAGUGGAAGUGCCUGAGAACAAGAGACGUGUAUCAAUCGUAAAAGGCAUCGUCAUAGCAAGGCGUAAUGCUGGUCUUAACUCAACCUUUAGGAUUAGAAGGCUCGUGGCUGGAGUUGGCGUGGAAUCCAUGUUCCUCUUGUAUUCUCCAAACCUGAGGGAGAUUAAGGUGUUGGACAAGAAGAGAGUAAGAAGAGCGAAACUUUAUUACCUCAGGGACAAGAUGAAUGCUCUGAAGAAGCAUUAA